This is a messenger RNA of Melanotaenia boesemani (Boeseman's rainbowfish), 4770 nucleotides long. It is a transcript of the gene tyro3, whose product is annotated as TYRO3 protein tyrosine kinase. Gene Ontology annotation, cellular component: signaling receptor complex. The transcript has 19 exons. NCBI's taxonomy places the organism in Eukaryota, Metazoa, Chordata, Actinopteri, Atheriniformes, Melanotaeniidae. The coding region runs from base 228 to 2837 and encodes 869 amino acids. The record is from RefSeq and is a predicted model, not a curated record. Gene Ontology annotation, biological process: cell surface receptor protein tyrosine kinase signaling pathway; nervous system development; phagocytosis. Gene Ontology annotation, molecular function: transmembrane receptor protein tyrosine kinase activity; protein binding; ATP binding.
GGGAGUCCUCAUGGACUCUCCUUUUGGACCCCACCUCCUCCAGAUUCCUCCUCCUCCAGGCACCUCCUCCUACUCCAUAGUCCUCCAGCGAUUCCCACUGAUCCACUGGAAUCCGACCGGUCGGCCAAGAAAUGACCUGAGGCUUAAUUUAAUGGAGCAGCAAACGGAACCGAACUGACUGUUAAUGUGACCGGUUCUACAGGCCCGCAGACGGAGACGAUGAGAGCAUGAAGCGGCUGUGGCUGAUCGUCGUGUUUUUUCUGGGGAGUUUGUCGUGGAGCCGUGGGAGCGGUGUGCGGUUCACCAAGCAUCCGUCCAAUCAGACGGUGUCUCAGGGGAAUGCGGUGAGGCUGGGCUGCGCCGUGGAGGGCUUGACUGAACCGGACAUUAUGUGGAUGAAGGACGGAGAGAAGCUGUACAGCACCGACCAGGUCUUCCUCAUUCUGGGAGAACAGCACUGGGAGACGUCACACAGUGUGAAGUCAGUCCAGCAACAGGAUGCGGGUCAGUACUGGUGUGAGGUGGAGUUCCAUGGAUUGACGUUCUCUUCUGAGCAGGCUUGGAUCACAGUGGAAGGAGUCCCUCACUUCAUCCAGGAGCCCCAGGAUGUGGCCAUAUUUCCGAACUCUCCCUUCAAUCUCUCCUGUGCUGCUGUUGGCCCCCCCGGUCCUGUAGAGGUCCUCUGGUGGCUGGGAGGGGUCCAGGAGGGAGAACCCCAACCGUCUCCGUCUGUUCUCCAUGUCCCAGGUGUGAACAACACUGUGAAGUUUUACUGUGAAGCUAAGAAUGCUAGAGGGAUCUCUGUGUCCAGAACCGGGACAGUUCACAUUAAAGUGUUACCUGGGCCUCCAGUUGACCUACAUGUCCACAGCAUGAUGGACAACAAUGUCACAUUGUCAUGGAAACCAGGUUUCACAGGUCACUCUGAGCUUUCCAGGUGUAUCAUUCAGGUGAUGAGACGCUCACUCCGCAGGUGGGAACUCCCUCAGCAGGAGGUGCCUGUUCCUCCAUACCUCCAUGUUCUGUCUGGUCUGAGGAGCCAUUCCAACUACAGUGUGAGGGUGUCCUGUGUAAACGAAGUGGGGGGGUCCCCUUUCUCCCCCUGGCUCUACUUCCUCACACCUGAGUCAGUGCCCUCUGCUGCCCCCAGGAACCUGACCUUUCAGCUGUCAGAUGAGCAGCUGUCUUUGAACUGGGCCAUGCUCCAGGAGGGGGAGCUGCAGGGGAAGCUGCUGGCCUACAAGCUGCAGUGGACUCUGGGAGGAGAGGCUCAGGAGCCGCUGCUGUUUAAGGAGAACUCAGCUCACUUCUCAAGGGGAGCUCGCUUCUUCAAUGCCUCCAUGCAGGUGUCGGCCUGCACCUCAGUGGGCUGUGGACCCUGGAGCCCCCCAGUUCUGGUGCUGCCCGCCACAGCUCAGGUCCAGGUCCAGCGGAGCCACAUGUGGGUUGGGGUGCUGCUUGGCCUGCUGGUGGCCACCGUGGUUGGCCUGCUGCUGACCGUUGUCGCUCAGCGUCGAGGAAAAGAGACGCAAUUUGGGUCGGCCUUUAAAGACCCGGGUCCUCAGAGUCUGGUCUUCUUCACAGCUGCUCGGUCCUUCAGCAGAACUGCCACAGAUCUGCAGGAGUCCACAUUGAACAGUCUGUGCAUCAACAGUGAGUUGAAGAACAAACUGCAGGACGUCCUGAUUCCAGAGAGACUCCUGACUCUGGGACACAUGCUGGGGAAAGGUGAAUUUGGCUCCGUGCGUGAAGCUAUCCUGAAGACUGAGGACUCGUCUGUGCAGAAAGUGGCAGUCAAAGUGCUGAAAUCGGACAUCACCUCAUCAGGGGACAUUGAACAAUGUCUGAAGGAGGCGGCCUACAUGAAGGAUUUUCACCAUCCCAACGUUAUCCAGCUCAUUGGAGUAAGUCUUCACCGGCGUCCUGGCCAGCGGCUUCCUAUCCCAAUGGUGGUUCUGCCAUUCAUGAAGCACGGCGAUCUGCACACAUUUCUGCUGCUGUCCCGUCUGGGGGACGAACCGUUUGACCUGCCUCUGCAGACUCUGGUACAGUUCAUGCUGGACAUCUCUCGGGGGAUGGAGUAUCUGAGCAGCAAGAGCAUCAUUCACAGAGACCUUGCCGCUCGAAACUGCAUGUUGGACGAGAGCAUGACGGUGUGUGUGGCAGACUUCGGCCUCUCUAAGAAGAUCUACAGUGGAGACUAUUACCGCCAGGGCUCUGUUUCCAAACUGCCCGUCAAGUGGAUAGCUUUGGAGAGUUUGGCUGAUAAUGUCUACACCACCCAGAGCGAUGUGUGGGCGUUUGGUGUGACGAUGUGGGAGAUUAUGACUCGUGGUCAGACUCCGUAUCCAGGAGUGGAAAACUCUGAGAUCUACGAGUUUCUCAUCAAAGGAGAACGACUGAAGAAACCAGCAGACUGUAGAGAUGACAUUUAUGAGAUCAUGCACAGCUGCUGGAGUCCAGUCCCAAAGUGCCGUCCCAGUUUCCAGCAACUGGUGAGUCAACUGGAGGCGCUGCAGCUCGGCCUCUCACCUUCCCCCCCUCCAAAUGGGCCUUUACUCUAUGUCAACCUGGAGGGAGACAAGAUGGAGUUGGACAGGGGAGGAGCUGUUGGAGCCAUGGGAGAAGCUCCGAGCUGGAGCAUCCCCUGGCAGCGACAGGAGGAAGAGGAAGAGGAGGAGAAGGACUGGUUGAUGGUGGGGUCUGGGCUGGCCAUAAGAGGAGACUACAGGUACAUUAUUGGUCCAUGUGGAGCCCCCACAGAGGAGGAGCGGGAGGAGGUGGGAGCAAGGGCAGAUGUGAUGGAGGAGGAGGAUGAUGUUGUAAUUAAUGUGUAACCAAUCAGAGCCUGGCUGGACACUGACUUUAUGGUCCAGAACAGCAGCAGGCAGGUGGAGACCACUUCUUCCAGUAGCUGCACUGGAUGUAGACAGAGCUGCAGCCAGCAGUCCAUUGAUCCAUGAUCAGCAGUGAUCGGUCUGUGAAUGAUUUCAGACCAUUUCCAUGCAGGAAUGGGAGCAGUUUGUGGUGUCGGGAACAGUGUGGAUACAUCGUGAUGAAGAUGGAUCAAUAACUGAACAUUUCAACAGAUGAAUGAAAGUCUCCUUAAAACUAUGGAAGCUGGGAGGAUUUAGUAUUCCCAUCAGGUUUGAAAGUCUUUAAAAACAUCAUCCAAGUACUGCUCCACUUCUGGGUUUAAAAUGACUUCAUGUGGGGGCGGCGGGUUAUCGACUAAUUGCUGCUGUGAAUAUUUACUGUAAGUGUGUGUGUGUGUGUGUGUGUGCGAGUGUGAGUGCGUGCAUGCAUGUGCUCUCAAGAUUUGUGUAGUCACAUGAUUUAGACAUGUGACUGAAUCAUUGAUUGGCUGCCUGUGAAACUGAGAAGACCUGAGCCCACAUCUGGACUCCUGCGGGAGGGCAUCAAUGAGACCUCAGAAUCCAGCUUCAGAAACAAAAUCCAUGAGAACACCAUCUAUCAGGAGGACCAGUAGGACUGAAUCAGCUGAUCAUCUGUUCACUGUCAGAAUCACUGUCUGGGAUCUGAUAUAGGUUUACUCUGCAUCAAUUCUGGGUCCUGAUAGUCCUAGUCCUGUAGAAUACCUGGAUAAUUUCUAAUCACGUUAAUCAUGUUAAAGGUGGGGAAACUCCACAGAGAACAUGUUGAGUUUACUGUCCCAUACUGAGCCACUCCAUCAGAACGUCUCCUUCAGACAGCCCCGGGGCCCUCAGAGGGGGUGUGUUCUGGUCUGGGACACCUUUUUCUGCUGGUAUGUGGACUUAAAGAAAAUCAGCUGGAUUCAUGUGAUAUACAUUAGAGUCUGAGUCCUGAUGGAUCCUCCCUUCAUCUCCUUUAGUCUGACACUGCAGCACAUCUCAUAAAGACCCGUGGCCCCUGUAGAGUGGAGGUCCUGUGUAGUGGAGAACCCCAUGAAGUGUACCUACACUGUAGUCCUCUACAGAGGCCCUUGUAGAGUGGAGGCCCUCUGUAGAGCCCACACCUGGUGAGGUGUGCAGGAAUCUCAUGUUGUGGACAUCUCUGGAACAUGUGAACAAUGUCUCAGGACUGUGUAAAAGAAGUCCUUAGACAUUGGCUGUUUUAUCUCUUUUAACUUGAAGCUAAUUACUGAUCUUGAUACUAACUAGUUUAACCGGUUUAGGUUAGUGAUGUAUGUUUCAUUGUGUUGAAAUGAAAUCGGAUGUCCUGACCUCUGUGUACAUUACUGACUCAAGAUCUGUACUGAAAGUUAUUGUGAGAAAUAAAGUGUUACUGGUGUUACUGGUCUUUGUGGAUCCAUGUUGGAGAAGCAGUUCUGCAGAGGAACAGCAUUAUUGUGCCCAUUUGAGUAGAAAUAUUCUGAAGAAUUUUAGUCUGGAUUCAGAGCUCAUCAUGGCCCAGAAACAAACCUGGUAAAAGUUAUGCUCUUCUCAUGGCCUCAGAUAAAGGACACCUGUCUUGUUAGAUCUCGAUGCAUUUGACACCAUUGAUCACAGCAUUCUGCCACAGUGGCUUAAACAUUUUAUUGAGAUGAAAGGAACUGCAUUAAGCCGGUUUAAGUAAUAUUUCCUCACACACCAGAGAAAGUCAUGGAGUUCCUCAUGCAUGCUUGUGCAUGCUCAAGAUGGGGGUCGGAUCAAAGUUCAAUGCAAUCUGUUGGUUUUCCUUAACUAGGCUAUUAUUUAUUAUGAACUGACUCAAACUGAUUUUUAUGUAAAGUGCCCUGAGAUGGCAUUGUGAAUUGGCACUAUACAAAUAAAGCUGAAUUUAAUUGAA